Messenger RNA from Leptosomus discolor (cuckoo roller), 1161 nucleotides. The record is from RefSeq and is a predicted model, not a curated record. NCBI's taxonomy places the organism in Eukaryota, Metazoa, Chordata, Aves, Leptosomiformes, Leptosomidae.
AUGGAGGAAAAGUUCCUUGGCAUAGCAUUUCUUGGGAUUGGACUGUGGGCCUGGAAUGAAAAGGGAGUGCUGUCCAAUAUCUCCUCCAUCACCGACCUGGGAGGCUUUGAUCCAGUGUGGCUCUUCCUAGUGGUAGGAGGAGUUAUGUUCAUUUUGGGAUUUGCAGGAUGCAUUGGAGCUUUGCGAGAAAAUACCUUUCUUCUCAAAUUUUUUUCUGUGUUUCUUGGAAUUAUUUUCUUCUUGGAGCUCACUGCUGGUGUUCUAGCAUUUGUUUUCAAAGACUGGAUAAAGGACCAGCUGUAUUUCUUUAUAAACAACAACAUCAGAGCAUACCGAGAUGACAUUGAUUUGCAAAACCUCAUAGACUUCACACAGGAAUAUUGGCAGUGCUGUGGGGCUUUUGGAGCUGAUGACUGGAACCUUAAUAUUUACUUCAAUUGCACAGAUUCCAACGCAAGUCGAGAGCGCUGUGGUGUGCCAUUCUCUUGCUGCACUAAAGACCCUGCCGAAGAUGUUAUUAAUACUCAGUGUGGCUACGAUGCAAGGCAAAAACCAGAAGUUGAUCAGCAGAUUGUUAUCUACACUAAAGGCUGUGUUCCUCAGUUUGAGAAAUGGUUGCAGGACAAUCUUACCAUAGUUGCUGGUAUAUUCAUUGGGAUAGCAUUACUGCAGAUAUUUGGGAUAUGCUUAGCCCAGAAUUUGGUUAGUGACAUUGAGGCUGUCAGAGCCAGCUGGUAAAACUGCUGAAGUAACCACAAGAAGACACUGGACAACCGAAACCCUCUGAAACCUCCAGUGUGUCACUCCGACACCAAGCUGUAUGGACAUGGGUGACAGGGAAGCCUUCUCUCCCAAGUAGUCUCAAGUCUAAGUUCCUGAUAUUGCAGUGAACUCGUGUUUCUUUGGGGUGGGGGAGAGAAGAGUGGGCUACUUAAAAUCUGCUGCUCACUGACCUUUUUUUUUUUUUUCUUCUUUUAAACCACCAGUUUGAAAGCUAUUGAGCCGUGAAUCUCUACUGUAUUCUCGAUCCUGAGUAAUGAGUGGACACUUUUUUUAAAAUUGGUGUAUUCAGUGGGACAGAGUUGCAUCGUUGUAGUCUGUGGAUUUGCUGUUUAUUCUUCGUGUCAUGAGCUCUUCAAUAGCUGCCAAAUAUUCCUGAGA